CUCUUCUCUUCCGUCCCCUCCUCCUCACGCGUUCCCCCAAAUCCUCCCCUCGAGAGUUCGCAGAAAUCCCCAAUUCCGAAGAAGCCGCUGCCGCCGCCGCCGCCUUCGCCCACCGAUCGAUUCGAUCUUAUCGCACCGCCGCCGCCGCCGCCGCCGCCAGAAGGGAGGACGACCACCGGGCAGCCAUGUGGGCGGCGUCGUGCCUGGCGUCGUGCUGCGCCGCGUGCGCGUGCGAGGCGUGCCGGACGGCGGUCGGCAGCAUCGGCCGCCGCUCCGCCCGCAUCGCCUACUGCGGCCUCUUCGCGCUCUCCCUCUUCGCCUCCUGGGCGCUCCGCGAGGUCGCGGCGCCCCUCCUCCAGUCCAUCCCAUGGAUUAACCACUUCCACAAGACGCCGGACCGCGAGUGGUUCGAGACCGAUGCCGUGCUUAGGGUUAGCCUCGGCAACUUCGUCUUCUUCACCAUCCUCGCCAUCAUCAUGGCUGGCAUCAAGGACCAGAAGGACCCCCGCGACAAGAUACACCAUGGUGGCUGGAUGGCCAAGAUAUUCUGCUGGGUUGUCAUCGUCUUCCUUAUGUUCUUCGUGCCUAACGGUGUCGUUAGCUUCUAUGAAUCAAUUUCCAAGUUUGGAUCUGGACUGUUCCUCCUUGUUCAGGUUGUUCUUUUGUUGGACUUUGUGCAUGGGUGGAACGAGAACUGGGUUGCCAAGGAUGAACAGUUCUGGUACAUGGCUCUAUUGGUUGUCUCAGUUGUCUGUUACAUCGGUGCAUUCUCUUUUUCGGGUCUGCUCUUUCACUGGUUCACUCCAUCUGGACAUGACUGCGGACUCAAUAUGUUCUUCAUCGUCUUCACAUUGAUUCUUGUUUUCGUUUUUGCUAUUGUUGCGCUGCACCCAAAGAUCAAUGGUAGCUUGCUGCCAGCAUCAGUUAUCGCCCUCUACUGCACCUAUUUGUGCUACAGUGGACUUUCCAGUGAGCCAAGGGAUUAUGAAUGCAAUGGACUGCACAAUCACUCCAAAGCUGUGUCAACUGGUAGCCUUUCAUUGGGAUUGCUAACCACCAUCCUUUCUGUUGUCUACUCGGCUGUCCGUGCUGGCUCUUCCGCAACUGUGCUCUCAGCCCCAGACUCACCACGUGCUGGUGCCGACAAGCCAUUGCUUCCUUUCAGUAAGGCAGAUGAGGAAGCGGAAAAGAAGGAUGUGCCAAGGCCUGUGACAUACUCCUACUCGUUCUUCCACCUCAUCUUCUCCUUGGCAAGCAUGUACUCCGCGAUGCUCUUGACUGGCUGGUCAACCUCAGUUGGUGAGAGCGGAAAGCUUGUUGAUGUUGGGUGGCCAUCGGUUUGGGUCAGGAUUGCAACCCAGUGGGCAACGGCAGGUCUGUACAUCUGGUCCCUUGUCGCUCCACUCCUCUUCCCUGACAGGGAGUUCUAGAUCAACCAACGUUAGUGCUUAAAUGCUGUGAAUGCAUCCUUUUGGAGCAUCUAUCUUGUGUGCUGUUAUAUCUUAGCCGUCUCUUGCGGUGUGGUCUGUAAUAUAUAAUCCGUGAGCAAACCCGUGGCAAGAAGUCCCAGUUCAUGUGAUGGUUAUCGAGUCUGUCCACGUAAUAACGUGAGACCAGGCAUUAUGCCGGUAUUUUAACUGUGAAAUUUGGUUACUUUGUAUGUAUAUAUAUUGGAGUUGGUUUGCCUCA
Molecule: messenger RNA, 1689 nt
Organism: Oryza brachyantha (malo sina)
Lineage: Eukaryota; Viridiplantae; Streptophyta; Magnoliopsida; Poales; Poaceae
Product: probable serine incorporator
Exons: 6
Coding region: 186-1430 (414 amino acids)
Cellular component (GO): membrane
Source: RefSeq, a predicted model, not a curated record